Messenger RNA from Beta vulgaris subsp. vulgaris (sugar beet), 1192 nucleotides. RefSeq lists its product as uncharacterized. Gene Ontology annotation, cellular component: nucleus. Lineage: Eukaryota; Viridiplantae; Streptophyta; Magnoliopsida; Caryophyllales; Amaranthaceae. Bases 336 to 863 code for a protein of 175 amino acids. Gene Ontology annotation, biological process: translational initiation. The record is from RefSeq and is a predicted model, not a curated record. The transcript is spliced from 5 exons. Gene Ontology annotation, molecular function: translation initiation factor activity; RNA binding.
AUCUUCUAGUUUUACAUUUUCGAGUGAUUUGCAUAAAAAAUAAUAAUCUUAAACUACAUAGGUUUAGGGCUUUAGGCAUAUAGUAACACUCCAAAAGACGCAAAUUCAAUUCCUUUAGAACCUCUAAAACCUUUCAUACGCAAAUUCGUCACUCAUACGCUAAUUGCAGAAGCUCGAAUUGCAGAAGCUCGUUCCAGAAUCUGGAAUAAUUAAAUUGAUUGAACUUGGAUUAAAUUGGAGCUGCAUUAUACUUGUGCUACGUUGAGUAAGUUUCAUUGUUGCCGGCAGUAUUUUUCAUCAGACGGCGUCGUAUUGGGGAAUUUGACAGGGAAAUUAUGGGAGGAGGGAGGAAGAAUUUGAAGAGGGCAGUGGAAGAAGACACCUUAACUCUUCAACAAGGCCAAAGUAUCAUGCAAGUUGUAUCUCUUCGAGGUUCUAAUCUUAUUGAGAUUGUGGAUGCAGAAGGUAAGAAGUCUUUGGCACUUUUUCCGGCUAAAUUUCAAAAGAGCAUGUGGAUAAAGAGAGGGAGUUUUGUCGUAGUCGAUGGAAGUAAUAGGGAGGACGCUCUUGAGUCUGGUAGUAAGGUGGCAUGUAUCGUAUCUCAGGUUCUCUUUCAUGACAAAGUUAGGCGUCUACAAAAAAGUCCCGAGUGGCCGGAAGCCUUCAAAUCACAAAUUAUUGACACUUCGAGUAAGAAUACUCCCGGACCUGCUUCUGAAGGCGAUGUUGAAGAAACAGACACAAGCGAUGAUGAUGGACUUCCACCGCUUGAAACAAACAUGAAUAGGUGGAGGCCAUACGAAUUGCACUCGGGCUCAGCCUCAAAUUCUGAUGCAGAUACUGAGACCGAUGAAGAAUCUUAGACAAACAGUUUUCUGGUAUUUUCUCUGUAGAUUUCAGGUGUUACAGUUGCAUUAGGCACUUUGAGUGACAUUUAUCAGUACUCAUCUUUGGCACUUUCGAAGUCUGCACAGAAAUACUAAGUUACAAGCAAUUUUUCUGAUGCUAUUAUUCUCUGUAAAAUUGAAGAUUCAGGUAGUAACUGUUAAUCUGGAAGUGUAAAGUAGAUCCAGAUCAUCCCCCUCUGCUGGCCUGAGUGACUAAAGACUGAUUGUUGGCUGUAAGCACUAGCCAGUAGCCACAAUAUAAAAAUGAUUUUUGUUAAGAUUAAUGUGGAGUUGGAUUGCAUGAA